AUGAGAGAAGCACUCGCAAAUUUCAACGAUCCAACCGGUGCCAUUACAUUGAGAACUCGCAAAUUCACCGCAAACCCAUUGCUGCAAAGACGUCAAUUCGUCUUGGACGUUCUCCACCCAACACGUCCAAACGUCUCAAAGGCUGAGCUCCGCGAGAACCUUGCAAAGAUGUACAAGGCUGAGCUCGAUUCCGUCACCGUCUUUGGUUUCCGUACUCACUUUGGUGGUGGUAAAUCAACCGGUUUCGGUUUAGUCUACGACUCUCCUGCCGCUGCUAAGUCGUUCGAGCCUAAGUACAGAUUGGUAAGAUUCGGUCUCGCUGAGAAGGUACAAAAGCCAUCUAGAAAGCUCAGAAAGGAGAGAAAGAACAAGAGCAAGAAGGUUCGCGGUACCGCCAAGAACAAGGCAGCUACCUCUGACAAGAAGAAGUAA
Molecule: messenger RNA, 432 nt
Organism: Wallemia ichthyophaga EXF-994
Lineage: Eukaryota; Fungi; Basidiomycota; Wallemiomycetes; Wallemiales; Wallemiaceae
Product: 40S ribosomal protein S24-B
Exons: 3
Coding region: 1-432 (143 amino acids)
Biological process (GO): translation
Cellular component (GO): ribosome
Molecular function (GO): structural constituent of ribosome
Source: RefSeq, a predicted model, not a curated record